This is a messenger RNA of Maniola jurtina (meadow brown), 2513 nucleotides long. RefSeq names its product pupal cuticle protein 36-like (gene CPR15). The transcript is spliced from 3 exons. Bases 109 to 1053 code for a protein of 314 amino acids. Gene Ontology annotation, molecular function: structural constituent of chitin-based larval cuticle. NCBI's taxonomy places the organism in Eukaryota, Metazoa, Arthropoda, Insecta, Lepidoptera, Nymphalidae. The record is from RefSeq and is a predicted model, not a curated record. Gene Ontology annotation, cellular component: chitin-based extracellular matrix.
UAUAAAACCAUCAGAUCAUCUUUACCGAGCACAGUCCAACGCUACUUGCCAGACGCAUCAGUUUGGAAAACUAUUAUUUAUUUUUUAAUAUAAUUAUUUAAUACAAAUAUGAAACUGUUCAUAGUCGUCGCGGUCAUCGGAGUCUGCUCAGCAGCCCGCCUGGAUAACGCCUAUCUUCCCCCAAGAGGAAGUUCUGGUGCAGGUUACAGCGGCGGUGCUGGUGUGGGUGGCUUUAGCGGCCCUAACUUCGGUAGAGGAGGAGCGGGUGGAGCUGGAUUUGGGGGUGGAAGUGCUGGAUUCGGGGGUGGUAGUGCUGGAUUUGGCGGUGCUGGAGCUGCUGGGGGUGCUGGAUAUGGCGGUGCUGGGGGUGCUGGGUUUGGAGGCGCUGGAGCGGGAGCAGGUGGCUUCGUAGGCAGAAGCAACCCAGCCGACGUCAACGCUCAAAUCCUCCGAUACAACAACGAAGUUACCGCUGAAGGGUUCGCUUACGACUUCGAAACCUCAAACGGCAUCCGAGCUGAUGCAUCCGGAGUAGCAACCAAUGGAGUUCAGUCUCAAGGAAGCUUUUCGUACAAGGGUGACGAUGGACAGGACUACAGCAUAACCUAUACCGCUGAUGAGAACGGUUACCAGCCAAGGGGAGCCCAUUUGCCCACACCUCCCCCUAUCCCUGAGGAGAUCCUGAAGUCUUUGGAGCAGAACGCCCGUGAUGAAGCCGCUGGCAUCAUUGAUGAUGGCCAAUAUCGCGGUGAGGGAGCCAACGGCGCUGGUGCUGGCGUUGGCGGUGGCAGCUACUCCGGCCAAGGCCAAUACGGCGCUCCAUCCCGCGGCUUUGGUGGCUCAACCGGUUCAGCCUUCGGAGGAUCAGCUGGUUCAGGCUUCGGUGGUUCAAGUGGUUCAGCUUUCGGUGGCUCAAGAGGAUCAGCAGGUUUUGGAUCGUCCUCAUCGUUCGGUAACGCCGCGUCAAGGCAAUACUUGGCACCUAAUGCUGGAUCAGGACCCCGUGGAUCAGGGUCUGGCAACUUUAACUCACAAACUGGUUACCAAUACUAAAUGAUGGAUCCAUUGAUUGUACGGUGUUAGCUACUUUUUUGUUGGUUUGAGUACUUACUAUCUAUGAAAGAGGUCUUGGAUAGGUGAUGAUUUUGAAACCACCGACCUUGGUGUCGAUUUGUAACCAAACUCAAAUUUUUUAGUCUGUUUCUUCCUCCUUAAGUAAUCUAUUUAUUUUUCAAAUCAAUACACGUUUCAUGCAACAGUGAUGAUUGCACAUUAUACCGAAGCUGAACCGCACACAAAGAAUGAAUCUGCUAAAAAAUGUUAAUAUCAACUCAUACUCAUUGCUGUAAAUUCAAAAUCCGGUUCCUUUGGAUCGUCUUGUAAUGUGUUAUCGGUUUAGUAACUACACAACUUCCUAAUUUACCUACAUUUUCCUUUUUACUUUAUUGCAUCUUAAUUAUUAUAUUUUUUGUCAAGUUCAAAUUGACUCCAAUAUAUUAUCUCCUGUUGCUAAAGAUAAGUUAAAGUUGCUCCAAACUUUUUUUUCGCUCUGAUAAAGUGCAAUUUCAGUAUAGGUUUAGGCACUGUAUAGUUUCGAAAAUUUAAAGACUUAUCUCAUCUUCAGAGCGCACUAAAAAUUUGACACAACAUUGUAGGAUGAAAAAUGUAGCUAAUAUCAAUCAAUACGUUCUUUGUUAUUUUAUUGGUAGCGAAAACGACUUAAGCUGUGAAACGUUUAUGUGAUGCUUUGUAUAAAAUGCUAGGCAGUCAAAGAACUUAGCUCUCCACUGCCAUGCGCUGACUUUAAUACUCAUUCUGUCUGUUUAUAAGUCCCCUCUUGCCUCUCAUUUUCAUUAAUGAUCUCAUUAACACAUUGCUGGUUUGACAUUUGCCAGCAUUGUACGUACUGCAUACGCCACAUUCACCAAAAUUUUGUUUAAAUUAUAUCAAAUUGAUCUAUUGAGAACAUACCAUAUGCGCUGUAUUUUUAGUGUGUAGUUAAAAAAGUGGAUAACAGCAUGAAAAAGGUUUGCUAUAAAAAUUCAGGAGCGUACGGUGCAUGCUAAUAGAUCUGUAAACAGCUGUAGAAUUCGACUAUCUAAAAUACUUUAUGUGUGAUAUAUAAAUGUGGCAAUUGACCAGUAUCAUUUGAACAUAAUGUAACUUGUUACAAUGUGAACAUUUGUACAGUAUUUGUCCAGAGUGUUUGCGAAUGUUACAUUAUGAUACAAAUCCAGUUCAAAUGCCACCUUUUGCAAACCGCACUCAUUAGGUACGAGGCGUGCGGUGCGUACUAAUGUGCGACCAGCUUUUCCCCACUAAAGUUCUCUUCUUGUUAAAUACUUGUUAGUAUAUAAGUUUAGUUAUUACACGGCUAUGUAAAUGGACAGUACUAGAGCGUAAGACGAAAAUGUAUGAAAAAAAAUAUGCGAGCAUAUUAUACCUAGUUAUAAUAAUUAUAACGAUUGUAAAUAUAUGGUGUAACGUAUAAAUAAAUAUUAUAUUUAAAGCAA